AUGGAGCUCUCCCUCGUCUCCGCGAGGCCCUUGCCCCGCCCCGCCGCCUCCCCGCUCCUCUUCGCCCCGCUCAAACCAUUGCCCCUCCUCCGCUUCCCGCCACGGAAGCGCACCGCCUUCGCCCGCCUCCGAAGCCGGCGGUCUCGCCGUGUGGCGGCCUCGGGGGAGGGGGAGGGCGACGCCGCGGACCGGGACGAGGAGGUGUUCGGCAGCCGGAGUGGGCAGGUGUUCGGAGGGCGGAGGGAGCUCACCGGCGUGCAGCCGCUCGUGGAGGCGCUGCCGCCGGUGGCACGGACGGCGGCGGAGCUCGCGGUCUCCGCCGCGGCGUUGGCGGCGGGCUACGGCAUCGGGCUCCGCGCCGGCGGCGGCAACCGGGCCGCGGCGUUCGCGGGCGCGGCCGUGCUUGGUGGGGCCAGCGUCGCGGCUGCCGUCGCGGUGAACUCUGUAGUGCCGGAGGUCGCCGCUGUCGGAUUGCACAACUACGUCGCCGGCCAUGACGACCCCACCAAGCUGGAGGCCAGCGAGGUGGAGGCCAUCGCGAACAAAUAUGGAGUUAGUACACAAGAUGCAGCCUUCAAAACAGAGCUCUGUGACUUGUAUGGCAGCUUUCUUUACUCGGUACUUCCUCCAGGAGAUGAAGAUCUCAAAGGUGAUGAAGUUGAGGUCAUUGCAAAAUUUAAAAGAGGCCUUGGACUUGAUGAUGUAGAUGCUGCAAAUAUGCACAUGGAGAUUGGUAGACGCUUAUACAGAGAGAGGUUGGAAACAAGGGACCGUGAUGCUGACAUUGAACAGCGGCGGGCAUUUCAAAAGCUGAUAUAUGUGUCAAAUCUUGUCUUUGGAGACGCAUCAGCCUUCCUACUUCCAUGGAAACGUCUUUUCGGCAUCACUGAUUCUCAGAUCGACAUUGCUAUGCGGGACAAUGCCAAAAAUUUGUACGCGAUACAGCUCAAGUCUAUUGGUAGAGGUACCGCUGAAAGUCUGGACAUAGGCACUCUCAUUGAAGUAAGGAGAGCCCAACUUGCGUGUAAACUUUCUGAUGAGAUUGCUGCUGACAUGUUCAGGGAACAUGCGAAGAAGUUGAUUCAAGAAAACAUUUCAUCAGCUUUAGACAUCUUGAAGUCGCGUAACAAAGCCACGAAUAGCCCAACACAGGUUAUUGAAGAAGUAAAGUGUGUCCUUGCAUUUAAUAGCCUGCUAACUGUACUGAGCAAGCACCCUCAAGGCGAUCGAUUUGCACGUGGGCUUGGACCUAUUUCAUUAGCGGGAGAGCUUGAUCAUGAUAGGAGGGCUGGUGAUCUAAAGACACUCUAUAGGGCCUAUGCAACAGAUGUACUUUCAGAUGGACCUGUUGAUAAUGAGAAGCUUACUCCUUUGAAUGAUCUGAGAAAUAUAUUUGGACUGGGGAAGCGUGAAGCAGAAGCAAUCAUCUCAGAUGUCAAAUCUCAAGCAUACAGAAAGAGACUUGCAAAAUCCUUUAACACUGAUUUGGCUGCAGCUCCUAGCAAAGCAUCGUUCCUCCAAAAUCUGUGCGAAGAGCUACAGUUUGAUCCCGAACUUGCUAGCAAGAUGCAUGAAGACAUUUACAGACAGAAGCUUCAGCAGUUUGUAGCUGACGGAGAGCUGAGCAAGGAUGAAACAGAAGCUUUGACGGCAUUCCAAGUGCGUCUCUGCAUUCCUCAAGAAACUGUUGAUGCUGCUCAUACUGGCAUCUGCGGUCAAUUGUUUGAAAAGGUUGUCAAGGAAGCAAUUUUGUCAGUUGAUGGAUACAACGCUGAUAGACGAGAGGCAGUUAGGAAAGCAGCACAGAGUCUAAACUUGAAAAAGGAGGCUGCUAUGACCAUCUUUAGUAAAGCAGUACGGAAAUUAUUCCUGAACUACAUUCAGAAAGCAAAAGCAGCUGGGAAUCGCAUUGAACAGGCAAAAGAGUUGAAGAAGUUAAUUUCCUUCAACACAGUUGUUGUAAGUGAGCUUCUGGCUGACAUUAAAGGGGAGCUAACAACUGCUGAACCUGCAACAUCAAGUGCGACCUCAGAAUCUGAAACGACUGAAUCUGAGGGAGAGGAUGAGGACUAUGAAUGGGAAUCACUAGAAACAUUGAAGAAGACAAGGCCUGAUAAAGAGCUAAAAGAAAAGCUGGGCAAGUCAAGUCAGAAAGAGAUAACCCUCAAGGAUGAUCUUCCAUUGAGAGAUAGAGCUGAGCUGUAUCAAACAUAUUUGAUGUUCUGUAUCACUGGUGAGACUACUAAUGUUUCAUUCGGGACAGCAAUCUCCUCGAAGAAAGACGAUUCAGAGUAUUUAAUGCUAAAGCAAUUGGGACGCAUACUUGGUUUAACCGCCAAAGAAGCUCAAGAUGUCCACAUUAAGCUGGCAGAAAAAGCAUUUGUGCAACAGGCUGAAGUGGUUCUAGCUGAUGGGAAGUUGACAGAAUCCAAGGCUGACCAGCUUGCAACGAUACAAACGCAGGUUGGUUUGCCAUCUGAGCAUGCACAGAAAAUCAUUAAGAGCAUCACAACGACAAAGUUGUCUAGUGCAAUUGAAGCAUCUAUAUCGCGAGGACAGAUUGGUAUACAGCAGGUCCGAGGAUUGAAAGACGCAAAUUUCGAGCUGGACAGCUUGAUUUCAGAACCGUUGCGAGAAACCAUUUACAAAAAGUGUGCUGAGGAGAUAUUCUCAUCAGGCACAGGUGAAUUUGAUGAAGAGGAAGUGUAUGUAAAGAUGCCAGCUGAUCUUAUCAUAAGUGCUGAGAAGGCCAGGUCGAUUGUUCAGGACAUUGCGAAGGUUAGGUUGGAGAACGCCCUUGUCCAGGCUGUUGCUUUGCUUCGGCAGAAGAAGAGAGAUGGUGUGAUUUCAUCACUGAACGACCUGCUCGCAUGUGAUGCUGCCGUGCCUGCUUCGAAGCCUUUGUCAUGGCCCACUCCACGAGAGCUUGACGACCUGUACUGUGUGUACAUGAAGAGCAUUCCGAAGCAGGAUAAGUUGUCAAGGUUGCAGUAUUUACUCGACAUCAGUGCCGAGAAGGCUGAGGACCUUCGGGAUGCGGCGACGGCAGGCACGUUGCCUCAAACAGGCCAAGAGGAAGAAGAGUUGGCGUUCUAG
Molecule: messenger RNA, 3096 nt
Organism: Triticum turgidum subsp. durum (durum wheat)
Lineage: Eukaryota; Viridiplantae; Streptophyta; Magnoliopsida; Poales; Poaceae
Source: the annotation of a GenBank genome assembly